Oncorhynchus kisutch (coho salmon) is the source of this 707-nucleotide messenger RNA. It is a transcript of the gene rpl22l1, whose product is annotated as ribosomal protein L22-like 1. Gene Ontology annotation, molecular function: structural constituent of ribosome; RNA binding. NCBI's taxonomy places the organism in Eukaryota, Metazoa, Chordata, Actinopteri, Salmoniformes, Salmonidae. Gene Ontology annotation, cellular component: ribosome. The record is from RefSeq and is a predicted model, not a curated record. The transcript has 4 exons. Bases 121 to 510 code for a protein of 129 amino acids. Gene Ontology annotation, biological process: cytoplasmic translation.
AAUUCCAAUUUGAAAUGCCAUUCCUGAACAAUGACCAUAUUAGGCAAAGGGCUCACGUAACGACGUUGACGAACACCGCGCCCGACUAACGCAACUUCCUUUCUACUCCGUACACUCAAGAUGGCACCGCUAAAGCAGAAGAAACAGACUGUGGUCAAGAGGACCAAGAGGGGGGUGUCCUGGAAGUUCACCCUGGACCUGACCCACCCUGUGGAGGAUGGCAUUUUGGACUCGGCCAACUUCGAAACAUUCCUCAAAGAGAGGGUAAAGGUCAACGGCAAGACAGGAAAUCUGGCGAAUGUAAUCGAGAUCGCCCGCCUGAAGAACAAGAUCAACGUCACGUCACAGAAGCAGUUCUCUAAGAGGUACCUGAAAUACCUGACCAAGAAGUACCUGAAGAAGAACAACCUCCGUGAUUGGUUGAGAGUCGUAGCGUCAGACAAGGAGACCUACGAGCUGAGAUACUUCCAGAUCAGCCAGGAAGAGGAGGAGUCAGACAAUGACGAGUAGAACCAAGCUCCGCACACCUGCCCCAGCAUGUAGGACUGGAGACUGGCCGGUCCCACACACACACACGUCACCUGCGUGUGAGGGAAAGUAGUUUGAGAGACCUUUCUUUUUUUCAGUGGAUGGACUGCAAACUUCAGUAUGUUUCAUCAUGAGCUGGAGUCUUGAUAGGAUAAUAAAUGAGAUCAACAAAACAGUCA